Aspergillus campestris IBT 28561 is the source of this 1683-nucleotide messenger RNA. RefSeq names its product phosphotransferase family protein. Lineage: Eukaryota; Fungi; Ascomycota; Eurotiomycetes; Eurotiales; Aspergillaceae. Gene Ontology annotation, cellular component: mitochondrion. The coding region runs from base 1 to 1683 and encodes 560 amino acids. The record is from RefSeq and is a predicted model, not a curated record. The transcript has 5 exons.
AUGCUAUUCCCACGCAUGUUGAACAGGAUCAGGCAUGUGUUCCCAAUAUUGCGGAGAGAGACCGUCUUGUUACCCCUCUCUAGCCAAUCGUACUCCCAUCCAAGCCGACCAUACUCCCAUCAACACCCUCAGCAUCAGAUAGCCAACAUCGUCGGAAGCCCACAUGACUUCUUCCGCUAUACGAGUGGACGAUGGCUUUGGGAUGAAGCGCAGCGGCUUGAAGAGAGGCAUCGUGAGUUCGAUAUACUCGAACUGCAGAAAAUCGCCAUGGGACUCUCAUCUUCUGAAUCCUGCAUCAGUAUGGAAAAGAUAGGGGAAGGGUCGUACAACAAGUCUUUCAAGCUCACCAUGGAUAACGGAAAGACGGUUGUCGCUCGGAUUCCGAACCCGAAUGCUGGGCCGGCUUUCUUGACGACGGCGUCGGAGGUUGCGACGAUGGAUUUUUUACGAAACAUACUCCACGUUCCAGUCCCCGAGGUUCUUGCGUGGAAUGCUGCGGUUGAUUCUUUGGAUCCUGUAGGGGCGGAGUACAUCAUCAUGGAGCAUGCCCUGGGCAAGAAUCUGGCAGAUGCUUGGACAGACAUGGACAUUGAAUGUAAAAUUCAGACCAUGAAUGAUAUAGUGGCUGUACAGCAGAAGUUGUUAUCUUUGAGAUUCUCCGAAUACGGUUGUCUCUUCUACAAGAAAGACGCGCCUUCUGGAUCUCACCCUGCAAUAGUCGAAGGAGACGUGUCGCGUGAACUCAAGCAUGACAUUGCUGAGAAGUUCUCCAUCGGGCCGAUGGUCGACACUGCAUUCUGGAAUAACGGGCGAGGCGAUAUGGAUAUUUACUGUGGACCAUGGGGUUCUGCGGUUGACUACAUGCAGGCUCCUGCCCUUCGAGAGAUAGCCUGGAUCCAGAACCAUGCAGUUCCGCGUUCUCCGGAUGAUCCAUUAUUCGUGUCGCAUAGCCAGAACGAUCCGGCUGAACACGUUGCUCUUCUCCAGAGAUAUCUAGAUGCUGCUCCUCAUCUGAUCCCACAGGAGGCAGAUAUCUCAGGGUCGUAUUUAUGGCACACAGACCUUCGUACGCCUAAUAUCUUUGUCGACGAUCGUGGCCAUAUCACUAGCAUCAUAGACUGGCAAAGUACAUGCGCUGGUCCGUUAUUUCUACACGGCCGUCAUCCUCAUUUUCUCGACUAUAAAGAUGAGUUGAUCUUCAAAUUACCAGAGAAUUUCAAGCAAAUGGAUGAAGAUACGAAAAGCGUUACGAGGGACAAACUCGCCAGCUCGAUCUUAGUAUAUCGGUAUGAGAAAUAUACAGCGGAAAGAAACCCACUCCUGGACAAAGUGCUCCGGUAUCCAAAUGGCAAGACAUUAUCACAUCCCAUCAGCUUUGUGGGAAAUACAUGGGAUGAAGACAUCAUACCGCUACGAGAAUCUCUGAUACGGAUACAGAGGGAUUGGAAUCUCUUGAACCGUUCGACUCAGUGCCCCAUUGACUUCUCUCCGGAAGAAAUUCGCAAACAUUAUGAGGAUGGUGAAGACUGGAAUGAACUCCAGGACUUCUGGGAUGCUUUAUCUGGUGUCAUGGCCCGGGAUGGAUGGACCUCGUAUGUCACGUACGAUGAAGCUGUGUCUGUCUAUUCUCAGAUUCAGGCCACACAGCCCUCCACGGACGAUGUAGUGCCGGGGAGGAAUUGA